UUUACAUCAGGGUCCCCAUCAGAGUGCCCCCUUACAUCACGGUCUCCCUCAGAGUUCCCCCUUACAUCAGGGUCCCCAUUAGAAUGCCCCCUUACAUCAGGGUCCCCCUCAGAGUUCCCCCUUACAUCAGGGUCCCCAUUAGAGUUCUCUCUUACAUCAGGGUCCCCAUUAGAGUUCCCUCUUACAUCAGGGUCCCCAUCAGAGUUCCCCCUUACAUCAGGGUCCCCAUCAGAGUGCCCCCUUACAUCAGGGUCCUUCUCAGAGUUCCCCCUUACAUCAGGGUCCCCAUUAGAGUUCCCCUUUACAUCAGGGUCCCCCUCAGAGUUCCCUCUUACAUCAGGACCCCAUCAGAGUUCCUCCUUACAUCAGGCCCCCAUCAGGGUUCCCCCUUACAUCAGGUCCCCAUCAGAGUGCCAUUUUACUUCAAGUGUCCCCAUCAGAGCUCCCCCUUACUUCAG
Molecule: messenger RNA, 458 nt
Organism: Staurois parvus
Lineage: Eukaryota; Metazoa; Chordata; Amphibia; Anura; Ranidae
Source: the annotation of a GenBank genome assembly